This is a messenger RNA of Elephantulus edwardii (Cape elephant shrew), 2204 nucleotides long. RefSeq names its product EPH receptor A5 (gene EPHA5). Lineage: Eukaryota; Metazoa; Chordata; Mammalia; Macroscelidea; Macroscelididae. Gene Ontology annotation, molecular function: ATP binding; transmembrane-ephrin receptor activity; protein binding. The transcript is spliced from 15 exons. The record is from RefSeq and is a predicted model, not a curated record. The annotation marks the transcript as partial. Gene Ontology annotation, biological process: axon guidance; protein phosphorylation. Gene Ontology annotation, cellular component: neuron projection.
UGUGCAGACCUGGGUUCUUCAAAGCCUCACCUCACAGCCAGAGCUGCAGCAAAUGUCCACCUCACAGUUAUACCAAUGAGGAAGCUUCAACCUCUUGUGUCUGUGAAAAGGAUUAUUUCAGGAGGGAGUCUGAUCCACCCACAAUGGCAUGCACAAGACCCCCCUCAGCUCCUCGGAAUGCCAUCUCAAAUGUAAAUGAGACUAGUGUCUUUCUGGAAUGGAUUCCUCCUGCUGACACUGGUGGAAGGAAAGAUGUGUCAUAUUAUAUUGCAUGCAAGAAGUGCAUCUCCCAUGCAGGUGUUUGUGAGGAAUGUGGCGGUCAAGUCAGGUACCUCCCCCGACAGAUCGGCCUGAAAAACACCUCUGUCAUGAUGGUGGAUCUGCUUGCUCACACAAACUAUACCUUUGAGAUUGAGGCAGUGAAUGGAGUGUCCAGCUUGAGCCCAGGAAUCCGGCAGUAUGUGUCUGUAAAUGUAACCACAAAUCAAGCAGCUCCUUCUCCAGUCACCAUUGUGAAAAAAGGGAAGAUCGCAAAAAACAGCAUUUCUUUGUCUUGGCAAGAGCCAGAUAGACCAAAUGGAAUAAUCUUGGAGUAUGAAAUAAAAUAUUUUGAGAAGGACCAGGAGACCAGCUAUACAAUUAUCAAAUCAAAAGAGACCACUAUUACUGCAGAGGGCCUGAAACCAGCUUCCGUAUAUGUCUUCCAAAUUCGAGCACGCACAGCAGCAGGCUAUGGUGUCUUCAGUCGAAGAUUUGAGUUUGAAACCACCCCAGUGUUUGCAGCAUCCAGCGAUGAAAGCCAGAUUCCUAUAAUUGCUGUGUCUGUGACAGUGGGAGUCAUUUUGUUGGCAGUGGUUAUCGGCUUCCUCCUCAGUGGCAGUUGCUGCGAAUGUGGCUGUGGGAGGGCUUCUUCCCUGUGCGCUGUUGCCCAUCCAAGCCUAAUAUGGCGGUGUGGUUACAGCAAAGCAAAGCAAGAUCCAGAAGAGGAAAAGAUGCAUUUUCAUAAUGGGCACAUUAAACUGCCAGGAGUAAGAACUUAUAUUGAUCCACAUACCUAUGAGGACCCCAAUCAAGCUGUCCAUGAAUUUGCCAAGGAGAUAGAAGCUUCAUGUAUCACCAUUGAAAGAGUUAUUGGAGCAGGUGAAUUUGGUGAAGUUUGUAGUGGGCGUUUGAAACUUCCCGGAAAAAGAGAAUUACCUGUGGCUAUCAAAACUCUUAAAGUGGGCUACACUGAAAAGCAACGGAGAGAUUUCCUGGGUGAAGCCAGUAUUAUGGGGCAGUUUGAUCAUCCUAAUAUUAUCCACUUAGAAGGUGUUGUAACCAAAAGUAAACCAGUAAUGAUAGUGACAGAGUAUAUGGAAAAUGGCUCUUUAGACACAUUUUUAAAGAAAAACGAUGGACAGUUCACUGUAAUUCAGCUUGUUGGCAUGCUGAGAGGCAUCGCUGCCGGAAUGAAGUACCUUUCUGACAUGGGCUACGUACAUAGAGACCUUGCUGCCAGAAACAUCUUAAUCAACAGUAACCUUGUGUGCAAAGUGUCUGACUUUGGACUUUCCAGAGUACUGGAAGAUGAUCCUGAGGCAGCCUACACCACAAGGGGAGGAAAGAUUCCAAUCAGAUGGACUGCUCCAGAAGCUAUAGCUUUUCGCAAGUUUACCUCCGCCAGUGAUGUCUGGAGCUAUGGGAUCGUGAUGUGGGAAGUUGUGUCUUACGGUGAGAGACCCUAUUGGGAAAUGACCAAUCAAGAUGUAAUUAAAGCGGUAGAAGAAGGCUACCGUCUGCCAAGUCCUAUGGACUGUCCUGCUGCUCUCUACCAAUUAAUGCUGGAUUGCUGGCAGAAAGAUCGAAAUAGCAGGCCCAAGUUUGAGGAAAUAGUAAAUAUGUUGGACAAGCUGAUCCGCAACCCAAGCAGCUUGAAGACACUUGUUAAUGCAUCAAGCAGGGUGUCUAAUUUAUUGUCAGACCAUGGGCCUUUGGGAUCUGGGGCAUACAGAUCAGUAGGUGAAUGGUUAGAAGCAAUCAAAAUGGGCCGAUACACCGAGCUUUUCAUGGAAAAUGGAUACAGUUCAAUGGACGCUGUGGCUCAGGUGACCUUGGAGGAUUUGAGACGACUUGGAGUGACUCUUGUCGGUCACCAGAAGAAGAUCAUGAACAGCCUUCAAGAAAUGAAGGUGCAACUGAUAAACGGAAUGGUGCCAUUGUAA